AUGUCCUCUAACCAGAGCGGAUCAGGUCGCGCCGAUAACGAAGACUUGGAGGCUUCUGGCCUAUUCGAUGUCAGCCACGUUACCGCCCUGGUCACUGGGGGAGGCACAGGCAUGGGGUUGAUGAUUACCCAAGCCCUCGUCAGCAAUGGCGCGAAAGUCUACAUCACUGGUCGCAGGGAGGAUGUAUUGGAGAACACAGUCGAGAAGUACGGCCAAGGCCCAGGCAGCCUCCAUCACAUCGUUGCCGACGUGUCCAAGAAAGAUGAGGCUAUCCGGCUUGCCAAAGAGAUAGAGCAGAAAGAGCCAGAGGGCAUACAAUUGCUAGUCAACAAUGCUGGCAUAGCGCGCGAUGACCAUACCAAGUUCUCCAGCGCUGGUCAACCCGAGAUGUCGGACCCCAAAGCGAUCUCAGAGCAUUUCCUCAAGACGGAGGAGCAGCAGUUCAUGGACACUUACCGGACGAAUGUGAUGGGACAAUAUUAUAUGGCAAUGGCUUUCUUGCCUCUGCUGGCCAAGGGCACCACUAACACACCAGGCUACUCAUCAUCUGUCGUAUACGUCAGCUCGAUUUCUGGCGCGAUGAAGGAUAGCAGCAUGGGACAGUUUGGAUACGCCUCCUCGAAGGCAGCCUCGACACAUCUAUCGCGAAUGCUGGCGACAACUUUCGCUGGUGUCAAAGUCCGUGUGAACGUCAUUGCCCGGGGUGUCUUCCCCAGCGAAAUGACGACUGGAUCCAGUGGAAGUGACAACAAAUCUGAGAUGGAUAUGAACAGUCAGAACCCUGCUGGAAGGAAAGGCCACGACAGUGACAUGGCGGCAACGAUUCUGUUUUUGGCUGGCAGAGGCGGCGUGUGGUAUAACGAUCAGAUCCUCUACCCUGAUGGUGUUGAACGUUUGGAAAGGUAA
Fulvia fulva is the source of this 906-nucleotide messenger RNA. RefSeq names its product Short-chain dehydrogenase/reductase VdtF. Gene Ontology annotation, molecular function: oxidoreductase activity. The record is from RefSeq and is a predicted model, not a curated record. Lineage: Eukaryota; Fungi; Ascomycota; Dothideomycetes; Mycosphaerellales; Mycosphaerellaceae. The coding region runs from base 1 to 906 and encodes 301 amino acids. The transcript is spliced from 2 exons.